CUUUUUGGUAUCUGUUCUCAGUUGAGUAAGACGUCCUCGGACACAAUGGUGUUAAGGAGUUGUUGGAAAUCGCGACAUAAAAACAGCCGCGGACCUGCGCCUCACUGGAUUCGACUGGGGCUGGCCGCCUCGUUCUGGCUGUGCGCGACCCAGUUAGCUUGCGGUGCUGGCGCGGUGGGGGACACCAAGUAUAUCCAAAAAGAUGCCGAGUUCGACAUGACCUACAAUGACACGGUUACCAGUGAAAACCAGACCAUCUAUGCUUUCAACCACACCGUCUCCAGGAAUAAGACUGAGGGUGUGCGUGUGUCCGUGGAUGUCAUGCAGCAGAAACUGGAGAGUCCUAUCCUGUUUGUUAUACGGCAGAAGCAAGCCGUGAUGUCUUUUCAAGUCCCUCUCAUUCUCAGAGGCCUCUACCAGAGAAAGUAUCCUUACAAACAUGUAGGGAGGACAUUGUGCCAACCUCCUACCCGAGGAGCCUCUGAGACCCAGUACUUCUUUGUCGACGUGUCUACCCUAUCCAGCCAGGGUACAAACUACCAGCUGAGAGUGAGCCGUGUCGAAAGUUUCACCCUGCAGACAAACACAAAGUUCACCUUCACAGCAUCACCUUCCCAACCACAGUACUUUAAGUACGUCUUUCCAGACGGAGUUGAUACUGUGAUUGUCAAAGUCAACUCCGACAUGACCUUCCCCUGUUCCGUGAUGUCAGUGCAGGACAUCCAGUGCCCCGUCUAUGAUCUUGACAACAAUGUGGCCUUCAUUGGGAUGUACCAGACGAUGACAAGAAAAGGUGCCAUCACUGUGCAGAGAAAGGACUUUCCCAGCAACAGUUUCUAUGUGGUGCUGGUGGUAAAAACAGAGGACGAGGCGUGUGGCGGGCCGCUGCUUUACUACCCUCUGCGACCCGAUGAGCUGAUUAACGCUGGCAACCGCACCAAGGUCCUCGACGUGAUAGUGUCUCCUGCCAUCAACUCUGAAAAGUAUGUGAUGGGCAUGCUGUUCUGCCUGGGUAUCUUCCUCUCGUUCUACCUGCUCACCCUGCUGGUCGCCUGCGUGGAAAACAGGCGAAUGAAUAAGAGGAGGGAGCUGUUUCUGAAUGCCCCCGACAUGUCGCCCGCUGAGACAGCCUCUCUUCUUGGGAAGAACGGAGAUGGUAAGACUCCAGCCUCGCCGUACGAGUACGGCUCUUUCGCCGACAACGGCAGCACGCUGAGUUCAGAGGCCGUGACGGACAGCGCCGCGUCCACCGACAUCAACUACGGAUACAUGGGACACGAGCCUUUCAAACGUCGGCCAAUCCUCAAUCACCUUCACCACAUAGCCAUCCGCAUCGAGCGCUCAUUGGACAGCAUUGCGCGAAGCCGACAGGAGUCUCUGAGCUCUGUGGAGGAGGACGACUACGACACGUUGGACGACGUCGACUCAGACAAAAACAUAGUCCGAACCAAAAAGUACCUGUGUGUCUCCGAUCUCGCUCGGAAAGACAAGAGAAUCCUCAGCAAGAAAUACCAAAUCUACUUCUGGAACAUUGCCACUAUUGCUGUGUUCUACGCGCUGCCGGUCAUCCAGCUGGUCAUCACCUAUCAGACGGUUGUCAACGUCACAGGAAAUCAGGACAUCUGCUACUACAACUUCCUGUGUGCCCACCCCCUCGGAGCCCUGAGUGCAUUCAACAACAUCCUCAGUAACCUUGGUUACGUGAUGCUGGGGCUCCUCUUCCUCCUCAUCGUCCUCAGGAGGGACAUCGUUCACAAUCGAGCUCUGGUCCGAAACAGCCUCAACGCGCUGGAGUGCGGUAUCCCAAAGCACUUUGGCUUGUUUUACGCCAUGGGCACUGCUCUGAUGAUGGAGGGCCUGCUCAGCGCCUGUUACCACGUCUGUCCCAACUACACAAACUUUCAGUUUGACACCUCAUUCAUGUACAUGAUCGCUGGUCUGUGCAUGCUGAAGUUAUACCAGAAGAGACACCCAGACAUCAACGCCAGUGCCUACACGGCCUACGCCUGCCUGGCCGCUGUCAUCUUCUUUUCUGUGCUGGGAGUGGUGUUUGGGAGAGGAAACAUGGUGUUCUGGAUCGUGUUCUCAGUGAUCCACAUCCUGGCUACGCUCCUCCUCAGCACGCAGCUCUACUACAUGGGCCGAUGGAGGCUCGAUUCUGGUGUCAUGCGCAGGAUUGUGUACGUCAUCUACACUGACUGCAUCAGACAGUGCAGCGGACCCAUGUACAUUGUGAGUAAAGUUGGUUCCCACAAGUUUCAGGACCGUAUGGUUCUGCUCGUGAUGGGGAAUAUCGUCAACUGGUCCCUAGCCGCCUACGGCCUCAUCGAGAGGCCCAACGAUUUCGCCUCCUACCUGCUGGCCAUCGCCAUCUGCAACCUGCUACUCUACUUCGCCUUUUAUAUCAUUAUGAAGUUGCGGAGCGGUGAGAGGAUCAAGUGUCUGCCGUUGGUGUGCAUCCUCUUCACAGCAGUGGUCUGGGGCUUUGCGUUGUAUUUCUUCUUCCAGGGCCUCAGCACCUGGCAGAAAACCCCAGCAGAGUCCCGUGAGCACAACAGGGAGUGCAUUUUGUUGUCGUUCUUUGACGACCACGACAUUUGGCACUUCCUCUCCUCCAUUGCCAUGUUCGGAUCUUUCCUGGUCCUUCUAACCAUGGACGACGACCUCGACACCGUUCAAAGAGACAAGAUCUACGUCUUCUAG
Molecule: messenger RNA, 2703 nt
Organism: Menidia menidia (Atlantic silverside)
Lineage: Eukaryota; Metazoa; Chordata; Actinopteri; Atheriniformes; Atherinopsidae
Source: the annotation of a GenBank genome assembly